This is a messenger RNA of Monopterus albus (swamp eel), 3489 nucleotides long. RefSeq names its product PROP paired-like homeobox 1 (gene prop1). Gene Ontology annotation, biological process: regulation of transcription by RNA polymerase II. Lineage: Eukaryota; Metazoa; Chordata; Actinopteri; Synbranchiformes; Synbranchidae. The transcript is spliced from 3 exons. The record is from RefSeq and is a predicted model, not a curated record. Bases 1793 to 2491 code for a protein of 232 amino acids. Gene Ontology annotation, molecular function: DNA-binding transcription factor activity, RNA polymerase II-specific; RNA polymerase II transcription regulatory region sequence-specific DNA binding.
GAAGUGGAGAUGCAGAUAGAAAACACAGUGUACAUUGUCUUGGACGGGAAACAUACAGUAUGAGCUGCAUUUGGGAUCUGCAGCACACACACACACACACACACACACACACACACUGCAGCUCCUCCUGGACACAUAGGAUGUGGCUCUAGCAGAUGACCUGUCACAAGGCAUCAAAUUAGAUGUUGCUACACAGAACCCAGAACAAUGUGAGGGACUUUUUCUAGGAACCUACAAUAAAGUUGGUUCAAUCUGAAGAGUAAUUCAAGCAUUUAUGUGUAACAGAUGAUCCUGCAGGGCUUUCAUUUUGUCCAUUACACUUUCCUGGCAAGGAUCCUGGACCAGGGGGCCUCUAGUCUAUCAGUGUAGCAUAUCAGUCUGUGUUUGAACUUCUGAUUUACUGGGUACAAAUGGCUUGUGAUAUGACACGUGUUACACAAGAAGAAGAAUAUCUACAUAGAAGUCUAAUUUAUUAUAGUACCUGACUUUUUUACAUAAGCUGCAUGCGCCCAGAAUGUGUUGAGUUUCCAAGUACAAGUUACGGCAUCGUUAAUAGCAUUGUUCAACAAAUAUAGUGCAUGAUAAAUUACUGUCUUGUCUGAGCCCUGGUAAAAAGCCAGCUGCUGCUCUCCAGUUAUGUAGCAUGCCUCCCACGCUGCCCUGUCAUGACUCAGUGCUGAGUAGGACAUUAGUGGGUCUCUUCCUAGUAUUGAGCACUGUGUGAGAGGGCCAUUCCUCCUCACUGGCCCUGGACUGAGUUUAGCAUCAUGGAACUGCUGAUAGCAGCUGAAGUCCCAGGAGGUUACGCAGGAGUUCAGCUGAGUUAAUCCACCCACAGGGUGUCCUGUCAGUCAAGAUACAGCGAAACAAAUGUGGGGCCAGAUUUGAGCAGGGUUGUGUUUGUGGAAAACUGGAGAGUGUAUUCAGCUGGGUGGUCCCCACACUCAGCUCCCGCAUCAAAGUAUAGACCAAAAGGGACUCUUCCUUUUGCAUAUACAAGGUUUAGUAUAUGCAAAUUACAGUUUGGCUCUGUGACACAGCCUGAGCACCCCCUGGUGGUCCCAUAAACAGAUGCAACUGACAGGCAUGUACAUUAUGUGAACCUACAUUCUUACACAUACAUAGACAUAUACAACUGUGGUGCAAGAAGUAGGCUGAUAGGUUCUUUAUAUUGGUUAAAGCAGUAAUACCACAAUGUGAAAACACCCCAUUAAUCCAUCAAGUCCUACACUCAAAGUUUUACUUAAGUGUUAUUUAAAGUAACUCAGUAUGUAGCAGAAUGGUGUCUGUACUGUGUUAUCAUAUGCUAUGUUGUUUCUUAAUCAUUACUAAAGAAUUUUCAAGUCAGAAGCAUAGUGUUGUGGCUCAUCAAGGUGGAGCAAACUGUGCAGUUUAAUUUGUACCGGUACAUCAUAUUUUAUAAACUUAGCAUCUAUAUGAAGUUUUUCUGCUCCUGCUAAACUAAAGCUGUGUGCACUGCAGCCACGAAAAAGUUGAUGUUUACAUUGUAAAGUUUGUCUCUGAGAUCAUCAGCAAACCCCAGUGUUUUGUAAUACAACUGGCAUAGUCUGAAAGCAACAAGUCUGGGUCCCUUGUUGUGGUAUUUUAAAAUGGAAUAGAUGGAACUGAUAUCAAGACAACAGAAAUGUAUGGUCCCAGUAAUCAGUCCUGAAGCACACAGCCACAGCAGGUAAAGGUAAUCCAGGUAGGUGGGACAUGGGCAUGGCAGGAGACUUUAAGGUCAGUGUUGUGUGUUAGGGAGAUCAGACAGUUAGUGAGAAGAGCUACAGGGAUGACCCAAGUAAAAGUAGCAGGGGAUCCAGUGAGGAGCAACCAGGACUGUGCAAAGGUUUCCUCUGAUAUGGCUACUGUCAGCUCCAGUGCAGAUAUAGGCGAGACAGUGAUGAAGGGGUCAUUGUGUGAGACCCCCAUGACUGCUGGUCUCAGCAGGCGGAGCAAGGCCUACCCUUCCCCAGCCAGAAGACGCCACCGCACCACCUUCAGCCACAAGCAGCUGGAACAGCUGGAAGUGGCCUUUGGACAAAACCAGUACCCGGACAUCUACUACAGAGAGGAGCUGGCCCGCAUCACCAAGCUCAAUGAGGCUCGCAUUCAGGUUUGGUUUCAGAACAGAAGAGCCAAGCAGCGCAAGCAGGAGCGGGCCUCCCACAAGGUUCUGCCAGUGGGUGUAAUGCCAGGCCACAGGACUCUGCUGGGAGGCAUGCAUGUGCAGCCGUCCAGCGUGGCUCGGCAGUACUACACCCAGCCCCUGACUCAUAUCCCCCGCCUUUCCCCCAUGCUCCCUUCUGGGGCAUACUCGCGCCAUCCAGGCACGGUAAACCAGUGCCCCUGCCCCAAUGUCCCACCAGAGUUGACCUCCCAGCACCCCCAGCCUGACAACUGGUAUGGCCCUCUGAGAAGCAACCUCACCUCACCUAUGUUCUCACUGUCCUCCAUGCAGCCUCUGGACCCCGCCUCCCACUGGAGCUAAGAUGUAACCAGGGAGAUGUUUCAAAAUAAAAUGCAUUCAAACUUUUCCUUGACAUCCGCACCAUGUUACACACACUUCCUGGUGACCUUCCAUUAAUCAUAACCACUACUUGUCCACCCCCAACCCUUCCCCCUAACCUUAUACCAAGUUGUCACCCUAAUAUUUAACAAUUUAUGAGGAAGGCUGAGUCCCCACAAUCUAAAUAUGUAAACAGACUUUGGUUCCCUCAUUGUAAUACCAAGUGCAAACACACGCACAAACAUGCAACAUUGUUUUACUGCUUUUGAGCCAAAAUUGUUUUAAAGUGCUGCAAGUUCUUAACUAUUUUACUGUAAUGUAAAAUGAAGCUGCACGGUUUGAAAACCUUUGCUUUUCAUAAAUGGCAAGAUCCUACACCAUUAUUCACCCCCAAAACGAGAGAGACAACUUUACACAAUGAAGUCUAGGGAUUACAGUUUUAAUGUUUCACACUGCAGACACAACACAGUUGCAUCUGUUAUGCUUGUUUUUUUUGUUUUGUUUUUAUUUUCACACUCAACAACCUGAAUUGAUUGAAGAAUCAAUACUGGAUGGCAAAAAAUAUAGAAUUUAUCUAUAGUAAAUUAUACUUCAGAAGAAAUCACAAAUAGAUUCAAUAAAUGCUGACACACAGUCAGACCUGAAAUGUCUCAUCUAUAUCCAUUUUAAAAGAGCGCUAAUAUGUGAAGCAAGUCUAUUGUGCACAAGUGCUUUACUGGUCAGCUUGGGAAAAACCUGCAGUGGCAGCAGCACCAACCAGUGUGCUUUAAGACAACCUUAUCCAAUGAGAAAACACCUGAAACAUCCAGUAAAGUGAGGAGUUACACUCACUUAAUGACAACAGGUUAAUGUCAAGUGUCUGCUGGCUGACCGAUUACAGCGAGGAUAAUGGUGCUCAUGUUGUUGUCAUGAUCAUUAAAAAGACAACAGCAAAGCUCAAGAUGUGCCACUUCAACCUGCUGCUGGCAACAUUCAGUUCA